Molecule: messenger RNA, 1057 nt
Organism: Haliotis rufescens (red abalone)
Lineage: Eukaryota; Metazoa; Mollusca; Gastropoda; Lepetellida; Haliotidae
Product: protein draper-like
Exons: 4
Coding region: 68-736 (222 amino acids)
Source: RefSeq, a predicted model, not a curated record
UGUUGGUAUACAGAAUCGACAAUGCCCACGCGGUUUCUAUGGUAGCAGUUGCCAGCAUACGUGUCCAAUGACUUGCAAUAACCAGCAAUGUAACAUUGACGAAGUUGGUCGUACUUCUUGUGUUGACGGAUGUGUGGAUGGAUACAGAGGCAUCUCAUGCAGAAUCCCAUGUCCAGUGAAUUGUCAAGUGUGUGAACGUUUCAACGGCAGCUGUAUUAGCUGUAAGGAUACCUUUCAUGGUACAAACUGUACUCUCACAUGUGAAGAGUUGUGCCAGGGAUUCCGGUGUGACACAGACAAGACAUGCUCUAAAACCACGUGUCUUGACGGGCGGUAUGGACAGAACUGCAGUAACAAGUGCGACCCCCGGUACCUGACAUGUACCCAAUCUACUGGAGACUGCACUGCCUGCAGAGAUGGUUACUAUGGACAGAACUGUGAGCAUGAUUGUCCUCCGUGCAGCUUUACACGCGGUAGUAUGGAUCAGAUAUGUAAGGAUGGAUGCAAGACGACUCCAUGUACAGACACCACACCCGGCGACUCUGGAAAUACUGUCCUGCUGCGCCUGUCUUUGUCUGCGGUUCUACUGGUACUGGUCACUUUAAUCGCCUUGAUACUGCUUCUGUGGCGGCUCAUGAAGAAAAAGGCGGGAGACAAAAAGGAUCAAGAGCGACUGCUAACGGAAGAUGCUGACAGACAGUCACCGCUUUUGUCAAGAGAUAGAGAGGAUCACUGAACCUGACCAGACCAUCAGCUACAAUGUUGUUCACCAAAGUUCUUCCUGAUGAAACCCUACAAAUCCUCCAUCAAGCAUUUCCAACCGAGAUCAACCGCUGGAUACCAACCUCUCCAUACACACAGCCAUCAGUGUCAUCUCAAUCUUCUUCACCUGUGGAGACGACACCUACGAACAGAUCCACGGGUUCCCCAUGGUAUCCUCUCUUUCUCCCCAAUGUCCCAUUUUAAUGCUAUACUGCUGUUCACUUCUAAUUCGGUUGUGGUCUUAAGUAGUUCUAAAAAACAUGGGAAUGUCUGAUUAAAAGUAAUCACCUCACAG